AUGAAAGUGGAAGAGGCUGAAGGCACUGUGAUGCCCCUGGAGAGCAUCCCACCUGCGGACCUUGCUCCAACGGAAAUCCUUCCUCCAGUCAAUCCCAAAUGGGAUCAGCAGGAUGCCCUCUGUGCGAAGCUAUUUGGGCCAUGGGAUAACCUGCCUUGCCACAACCACAUCAACGAGGGCCGGCUACUGCGAGACCUGGAUGAUACCAUAGUUCUCUUCGAGAUGCUGAUUUAUCACAGCGAUGCCGGCUUCCACGCCUGGCGAGAACGUCACAAGCAAGCCAUGGAAGCUGGACUAGCGGAGGUCCCCACGUAUCCAUACCUCCAGAAAAGGACUCGAGAUGGCGAGCGCAAAUGGAACAACGAUGUCUGGGAGCAGCGGUACUUUUAUCUCGUCUACCACCGCCAGCAGAUCAUCAUGGAACGACUCGCCCGACUGCCAGCGUUGCCUCGAUAUGCCCGAGAGGAUUUCUUUGGCUCAUUCCCCGCGCCUCACCGGGCGCUGCUCAACAAACGCGGCAAGGGACGGUACACGCGACCUCUCAAGCUGCGAUGCGACUGGUGGAGGUCGGUGGACUUUCUUUUGGAGAGAGCAUCUUUGAGAUGGGGGAUGGACGCAGCGGCGUUGAAGGCCACCUUUUGGGCGGACGAAUACACCUCGAGCAUCAAGAAACAAGCACCGGAAUGGGAGGGCCCAAUGAGGGAGGAGGAUCAGGCUGGGGUGGGCACUCGGAAGGAGAAGAUUGAGUCGCUUGAGGAUGCUGUUGGACUGGCUGCGAACCUGGUUUCUGGAGCGUUGUGCUUUGCCCGUGGUUGA
Trichoderma aggressivum f. europaeum is the source of this 816-nucleotide messenger RNA. RefSeq lists its product as uncharacterized. The transcript has a single exon. Lineage: Eukaryota; Fungi; Ascomycota; Sordariomycetes; Hypocreales; Hypocreaceae. The record is from RefSeq and is a predicted model, not a curated record. Bases 1 to 816 code for a protein of 271 amino acids.